Messenger RNA from Echinostoma caproni, 3039 nucleotides. NCBI's taxonomy places the organism in Eukaryota, Metazoa, Platyhelminthes, Trematoda, Plagiorchiida, Echinostomatidae. The record is from the annotation of a GenBank genome assembly.
AUGAGUUUUAUGUCAUUUGUAGGUGAAAUAUUUAAAAAUGGAUUGAUUGCCCUAGAUGAUUUGUCGGUGGGCAGUUUGCCGUUGGAUUAUCCGAAUAACACUUUGAGCAGCGGCGAGCGAUUACAGCAUCUGGAAGGUCGCUAUCUGAGUGUAUUCAGUUCAGUCAAUGACGGUUCUAGUGGAAUAAUUACUGUGCGGGAAUCCGAUCCGAAAAACUCGUCUCUUAUUGGCUGUAUGAAUGCCAAACAAAUUGGACGUUUACAUCGGCUAAUUCACCUAUCUUAUCCGAGUGAUCAACCGUUUGAAGCCACGUCCAUUUUAUCAAUCACAUGGGCUAAUAUGACCAAUCGGAUUGACGGACCUCGCAAGAACAAUUCAUUUGCCGUGAUCAUUUUGACCAACGGAGUGAGUUCGUAUGCCACGUUCCAAUACUGGAAUAUUGAAUGGCCUGAACUGGACGUGGUUGUGUCCAAUUCGCUGGCUCCGGAGGCUGGGAUAUUUAUGCGUCCUUUGGGUGGUUAUCAGCUACCUCGAAGUGGACAUUCUGUGCAAACCUCGUUAUGGACAACUGAAUCCAAUGUUGCGGUUCCCGGUGAAUGGCUUAUCCCGUUAAGUGACGCGACUGUGAGCAAUGACAAGUUGUUUGAACUUCUGCCAAAGAUUUUGGCUGAGUUUAUACAAACCGUUCAAUCCGAUUGCGCUCAAGACACGACAAACCCAGUGCCAUUGCACGAAGAAGUUCUCAUUCGACGCGUACCCAAAACAGGGAAUCGGUCGGACCUAUUAAAUGAUUCACCCACUAGACCAGCACUGGAUUUUUCCACAGAACCAAUUCAUUGGGAGGGUUCGGAAUACACCAAUGAGUGGAAAGAUGACGAAGAAGAGGAUGAGGACUACACAGACAGUGAUAUGGGUGCAUUCGACACUGAGAUGUGGACGACAGGGAACAAGGAAGAACGGGAUACACAACGCUUCACUUCAGAUAUGAUCGCUCCAGUGGAAAUACAAGAUCCACUGAGUCCUAUCAAUCCAGAAACCGAUUUUCCUCUGGGAUUAUAUGACCUCGAUGCCAACCGAAGCUUCACGGUUGAACGUACAUCGGACUUUUGGGUAAAAUAUUGGCAGCCAGUUCAACCGUACUCCCAUUUGCGGCCGGCUUCCUUGGCUUCAGUUCAACAUAUAACUCACUUAUACAUCCAACUCACCCUAUUGAAUAAAGCACCUAUCGUUCCGGAGACAUAUAUUCCGUUGGAAGACGAUCGGGCAUCCGAAUCGUACUACAGCACCCCAGAUCGAACCGCGGGAACUGAAACUUGGGCACCGAGACCGGAGCCACGAGUUUUCAGUACGGAACGCUGUGAUACUACUGUCGAGUGUGCCAGCGCGGAAUCUGAUUGCUAUCGUGUUGACGGGAAUACGUGUUGUGUGUGCCGAGAAGGAUUCUACGGUAGCGGGAAUCACCACUGUUGGCGUGAAGAUAUCGAUUACAAAUUUGCCUUCAACGGAACGUUGUCUGCUCGUCUGAGUAGUGCAGAAGAGACCAAACGAUUUGUCACCUAUCUGGAUAUUCAGCACGGGAUAGUCAAGAGAAGUUCCAGUGGAAUUCGACAGGGGAUUGCACAUGAUUCAACAUACAAUACAUUGCGUCUUCUCACACCGAUGUUUCAUAUUUUGAAUUCACUGGUAUCCAGUUCAUGUGCAAAUAACACCGCUGCCGCAGAUCCAACACAGAGAGAAUUUAGCAUUUUCACCUUAGGAGGAGCUUUUCGAACCACUUUCGGCAUGCAGUUCGUGUUUGAUAUCGACUACGUUGGUCGUCUGUUUGUGCGUGCCACAUUUAAACUGGACGACGACACAUCCCGGUCGUUCUCGCGAGGUAGAAUGAAUGUGGAAGUCACUGCAGAUGGACCGAUCACUCUUGUGGAUCGUGCUUAUCGCGAAGCGUACGGAGUAACUGGAAUAGGCGGUAAAAGUUACUACACAUCCUACCACGUGGAUCAGUACGGUCGUGUUGUUUUCCCAGAACAGUCAGUGAAGUUCAUGGCAGAACAACGCAGUACAGAUGGACGGGAAGUCAACAAAGAUGAGCUGACUGUCCGCUUUUCUGCAAUUGCUCAGAUGCAACCUGCUGCUGGGGAGGAUCCUAGUGGUGGUUGUUUGCUCCAGUCAACUACGAUUGUACCUAGGGACAAACGAUUUUAUAUGCGUUUACGAGAUCGUGGAUACUGCAGUGAAGAUUGCUCUUCUACCGAAGGUUCUUGCAAUCUGUUCUGCGUAGAUGAACCACUACUGUUUGCACAUGAACCCAAUUCUUGCGAUUGCGUUUAUUGUGAUCGAGAUGGAGAAAUAUGUAUCCCUGAAGGUGGCAGUUACAGCUGUUCGUGUCGUCCCGGUCUGCGAAGAAUGGAGGAUCGGACAUGUCGUGAUGUUCCCGGGGAACGUGAACCUUGUGGACAGCUUUCUUGUCACCUGAAUGCGCGUUGUAUUAACCCGGCACAAGGAUUUUGUCAAUGCCUCCCGGGAUUUCGUGGGGAUGGAAUUGAGCGUUGUGAACAAGAUCCGUGCGAAGACAUUCAAUGUCAUCGGGAUGGCUACUGUAUAGGUGGCAGAUGUCAAUGUCGCGAGGGAUUUGAGGGCGAUGGGUACUGGGAAUGUCGGCAAGGUACUCCAGACCCGUGUGCCGUGAUCCAGUGUCACCCGAAUGCCACCUGUCAAAACGGCCUCUGUUUGUGUUUACCCGGUUUUGAGGGUGAUGGCUAUCGAGAUUGUAGGCUAGCCUCUGAUCCUUGUGCAAGCGUACGCUGUCAUCAUUACGGUUUUUGUGAAGCCGGUCAGUGUCGUUGCUUAGAGGGUUAUCAAGGCGAUGGUCUUUAUCAAUGCACCCCGAUUGCUGGCGAAUUGUGUGGUGGACAUCAGUGUCAUGAGAAAGCACACUGUGUGAAUGAUCGAUGCCAAUGUGCCAGUGGCUACGUUGGUGACGGAUAUCGGGAAUGUGUGCCCAAUGCUUACGGUGAGCCCAGUCACAUGACAUUCAAAUAA